This is a messenger RNA of Staurois parvus, 311 nucleotides long. Lineage: Eukaryota; Metazoa; Chordata; Amphibia; Anura; Ranidae. The record is from the annotation of a GenBank genome assembly.
AUCCCUGGACAGGUAAGUGUCCUUAUAUUAACCCUGGGUUCACAUCUGUGCAGGUGGUGCCGCUGCAGAUCCACACGAAAAUCCAUGCAGCUGCACCACCCGCACAGAGAAAUGCGGACCCAUGGGCGCGUGCCAUUAGUUCUAAUGGCACACCGCCUGCACUGGAAAACGCAACCGUACUGGGAACCGAGGUGCGGGUUGCGUUUUCCAAAGAAGUGCAGGGACUUCUUUACCUGCGUGUCAUGGGCACGGGAGUCCAUUCAAAUGAAUGGGUUCUCGUGCCCAGGGGUGGACUGACCAUUUGGAAACUC